AUGCCGGCGGCGCGCGUGGAGUACAUCGCGCCCUGGUGGGUGGCGUGGCUGCACAGCGUCCCGCACCUAGGGCUGCGCUUGCAGCCGGUGGACAGCACCUUCAGGCCCCGCGAUGAGAGUUACCAGGAGUCACUGCUGUUCCUGGGGCUGGUGGCCGCCGUCGGCCUGGGCCUGAACCUCAUCCUCCUCGCGGCCUACCUGAUCUGCGUGUGCUGCUGCCGGCGGGACGACGCGGCGCAGACCAAGCGCCCCCGCUCCUGCUGCGUCACCUGGACGGCCGUGGUGGCCGCGCUUAUCUGCUGCGCUGCAGUGGGCACAGGUUUCUAUGGAAACAGCGAGGCCAACGACGGGGUGUAUCAGCUGCUCUACGCCCUGGAAAACGCCAACCACACCUUCUCUGGGAUCGAUGUGCUGGUGUCGGGAACCACCCAGAAGAUGAAGGUGGACCUGGAGCAGCACCUCGCCCGCCUGGGUGAGAUCUUUGCCGCCCGGGGCGAUUACCUCCAGACGCUGAAGUUCUUACAGCAGACGGCGGGCAGCAUCAUUGUCCAGAUGGCAGGGGUGCCCGUGUGGAUGGAGGUCACUGAGGAACUGACCGAACUGGCCGACCAGACCAGCUUUGUGGAGUACUACAGGUGGCUCUCCUACCUCCUGCUGUUCGUCUUGGACCUGGUCCUCUUCCUCCUUGCCUGCCUGGGUCUGGCCAAGCGCUCCAGGUGCCUCCUGGCCUCGAUGCUCUGCUGCGGGGUGCUGGCCCUGCUCCUCAGCUGGACGUCCCUGGCUGCUGACGCUGCCGCGGCUGUGGGCACCAGUGACUUCUGCGCGGCCCCAGACACCUUCAUCCUGAACAUCACAGAGGGCCAGGUCCGCCCCGAGGUGACCCGAUACUACCUGUACUGCAGUCAGAGCGCAAGCAGCCCCUUCCAGCAGGCCCUGACCGUCUUCCAGCGCUCACUGACCGCCAUGCAGAUCCAGGUGGCAGGACUGCUGCAGUUCGCCGUGCCCCGCUUCCCCACCGCAGAGAAAGAUCUGCUUGGAAUCCAGCUCCUGCUGAACUCAUCCGAGUCCGGCCUCCACCAGCUGACUGCCUUGUUGGACUGCCGGGGGCUGCACAAGGACUACCUGGACGCCCUCACCGGCAUCUGCUACGACGGCCUCGAGGGCCUGCUGUACCUCGGCCUCUUCUCCCUCCUGGCUGCCCUGGCCUUUUCCAUCAUGAUCUGCCUGGGGCCGGGGGCUUGGAAGCACUGUGCCACCAGGGACAGGGACUAUGACGACAUCGACGACGACGACCCUUUCAACCCCCAGGCCCGGCGCAUCGCCACCCACAACCCGCCUCGGGGGCAGCUUCACAGCUUCUGCAGCUACAGCAGCGGCCUGGGCAGCCAGGGCAGCCUGCACCCAGCCCAGACCAUCUCCAACGCCCCCGUCUCAGAGUACAUGAACCAAGCCGCACUGUUCGGCGGGAACCCACGCUACGAGAACGUGCCACUCAUCGGAAGAGGCUCCCCUCCACCCACGUACUCGCCCAGCAUGCGGGCCACCUACCUGUCCGUGGCAGAUGAACACCUGCGGCACUACGGGAAUGAGUUUCCAGGCUAA
Messenger RNA from Budorcas taxicolor (takin), 1602 nucleotides. RefSeq names its product tweety family member 2 (gene TTYH2). Gene Ontology annotation, cellular component: plasma membrane. Lineage: Eukaryota; Metazoa; Chordata; Mammalia; Artiodactyla; Bovidae. The transcript has 14 exons. The coding region runs from base 1 to 1602 and encodes 533 amino acids. The record is from RefSeq and is a predicted model, not a curated record. Gene Ontology annotation, molecular function: volume-sensitive chloride channel activity; intracellularly calcium-gated chloride channel activity.